This is a messenger RNA of Diaporthe batatas, 1739 nucleotides long. RefSeq lists its product as uncharacterized. Bases 95 to 1612 code for a protein of 505 amino acids. The transcript has 4 exons. Lineage: Eukaryota; Fungi; Ascomycota; Sordariomycetes; Diaporthales; Diaporthaceae. The record is from RefSeq and is a predicted model, not a curated record.
GAAAUCACGCAGGCCGCGUCACCGACUUCUUGUUCUCGUCGUGAGAACUGCACCCGGUCUUGUCCUGUGAUGGGAUGCCGACGGGGCACGUACAAUGGCAUCGCAGGACUCCGCGACACAGCUUUCGCAGAGUACCUUUCUGGGCAUCACCUGGCUGCUCUUUUCAUUAUGCGCCGUCGCCCUCGCCGCGCGCAUCUACAUCCGAUGGACCUGUUUCCGAAAAUUGCUCGCCGAGGAUUGGCUCAUGAUAGCCACCUUAUGCCUAAUCAUCAGCAUCCAGAGCCAAGCGCAGGGCUUUUCCUACGACAUCUACCGCCUCAUGGGCUGGGUCAAUGACCCUAGUACGAUUGCCUUCAAGGACCAGCUCGACUUCCUCGGGGACACUGAGUCGAUGCUCAAGGGCUGCGGAUCCAGCAUCAUCCUCUUCAUCUUCGGAUUCUACUGUAUCAAGGUCAACUUCCUCUUGUUCUUUUACCGACUAGGACAUCGAGUCGAAAAGAUUUUCUGGAUUUUGUGGUGGAUCGUCUUCGUUGUUGUGCUGGCAUGCGGCAUAGCAAGUAUCACCAUGGGUGUGCCUACAUUCAAGUGCCUGUUUGGUAAUAUCAUUUACACCCUGACAACAUGCCAAACCCACGGAUAUGAGAACACGUUUUUCACGUAUUUCAGAGUAUCAGUGGCUCUGGACAUUUUCACAGAUGCACUGAUCAUCGGCUUCCCUGUUUGGAUCCUUUGGGGAGUGCGUAUAAGCAUGCGCAAGAAGCUUGCCCUUGGUGCCAUCUUCUCUCUGGUUGGGUUCACGAUUGUUGCGACGGUGCUCCGGGGGGCUUUGUUGAGCGAGGUAUUCACUGAUACAACCAGAGGCAAGACUUUCAACAUACCGUGGGUGUGGUUCUGGUUUCACAUAGAGUUCUGUACUGCCUUCAUCGUCGCAUGUCUAGUCUCCUUCCGCUCGCUCUUCGUCCACCGCGAGCAGAAUUCCGGCGCAGCCCGGCGCGCGGCAGCAGUCCAGCGACGACCUAGUAACUACAACCCAUACCCGAGCAGCGGCCGGACGCCGCAGGACAGCGGCAACGCCAGCAGGGGAAACCUGGGGCGGCUCCGCGGGCGAAUGAAGCUCUUCCAGGAUAGCGUGCUGGACACAUGCCGCACGCUGGAGGGCGUCCUCGACGACGGCACGACGCUGGUGGAGAUGUCGCAGCGCUCCACCCAGCUGGGACCCGUGGUAGAGGACGAGCCUGUGCCGACGGGUGCGGACGUCCGCCGUCAUUCGCCUGAUGAGUACGAGGUCGAGAGGGAUUCGGGGGAGCGGGAGGGACAGGCCCGGGUCGUCAGCGGUUCCGGCCCAGCUGCCUUUGCCCAAGGCAAUGUGCCGCGGCGGUGUGGGACGGUGUCGACUGGGCGGCUGUCGAUUGAUUCACUAUAUCAGCAGGAGGAAGCUCGCACCGUGUCACCAGAGACGGUCGAGUCACAUCGGGAACGGCGGGGGAGUAUUGUGGUCUCUGAGCCGUCCCCGCUGAUGCUUAAUCCAGUAUACCCGAGGUAUCCGCCCUGGAGACGCGACUCGCUUGACGAAGAGGAAAGAGGCGAGCCGAAACACGGCCGUGAUGCAUAAUGAUAGUAUGAACUGCAUUGUCAAUAUCGCGGCAUAUUAGAUGGCUUGUUUAUUUUGAGUAGGAGUCAAGCGACUGUACAUACAUCAAGCACAGGCUUUCUGCACAUAGAAACACAUCGCUGACAAU